This is a messenger RNA of Strongylocentrotus purpuratus (purple sea urchin), 2391 nucleotides long. RefSeq lists its product as uncharacterized. Bases 791 to 1957 code for a protein of 388 amino acids. Gene Ontology annotation, biological process: protein O-linked glycosylation via fucose. NCBI's taxonomy places the organism in Eukaryota, Metazoa, Echinodermata, Echinoidea, Camarodonta, Strongylocentrotidae. The transcript is spliced from 5 exons. Gene Ontology annotation, molecular function: peptide-O-fucosyltransferase activity. The record is from RefSeq and is a predicted model, not a curated record.
CAUCAGCCUCCACACUAUACAUCCUAUCCGAAAAGGAGCGUUAGUAAUUUCUGCUAGUGCCACCCAUUUUGACAGAAUAAUUUGGAGAGCUGACGACAUCAAUUAUCAACUUCUCCUCUGGGAGUCGUUUCUCAGUCAGAAAUGGACAAGAGGCGCCAAAAAGAAAACCUGGACAAAUUGGUUCGGUAGUAGGAAAGAUAACGAGAAAAAUUCAUCACUGUUUGUGCUCGAGUAUGUAAGGUGUGUUGUGCGUACGUGUACAGGUACGUCGUACACGCCACGCUUGCUCACUCUGAAAGUGAAGCAAAUAUCGACGAGAAAAGGAGAAUGAGAGGCGAACAGGGAACAGGAAAUAAAUGUUAAUGCGCUGUUAGGUACUUACUGUUAGCGUUACAAACGUUAUGAACAGGUUAUAUUUCAUACUGGACCACUGAAGGAAUUACGCAAAAAUGAGAACUCGCAAGCGAUCUAGUAGCAUGGGUGCGUUGAGGCGAUGCGGCACCAAACCUCUACUCUUGUUCUUCGUGCUUUUCACAUUUUGCCAACUUUUUCUAGCCCUGUUACACACAAAACUGGCUGACGAUUCGAUAGGCGACCUCAUGGAAUUACCAGGGAUGGAUGACCGAAGGGUGUAUCCCAUAAUAUCCCCGAAAGACUUGAAGAAUGGGCAAGAGAUGCAGCGAGAUUUAAACCAAGUGCGAGAUGCAGACACAAAGGAAAGUCUUCAUUCCAGAAAGGGACCGGUGAUGAGCAAGGAAAUGCUGACGUUGUCGUUCCAAGUGACAAUAAAAUGAAUCCUUUGGCAGGCAUGUCGAAUCAGAGCGAAAACGUGAGAACUAGGAUGCAGAAUACAAGGCAAGAUGAAGUAAAUAUCAAGAACGUGUCAAAUGUGAAAUACAUUUUGCCAAUGUUGCUAGGUAACCAGGGACCAAACAACCAAUUCCAAGCGCUCAAACUUGUAUCCAUCAUUGCUCAAAGGCGAAACCUGACACUCGUCCUUGCUCCGUUUUUCGAUCAUGGACCGACAGUAGAAACACAGCUCCCUCACACCUUUGAAGAAACCCUUGAUCCCGACAUACUGGCCCAGUUCGUAUCCGUAGCAACCAUGGAAGAAUUCAAACGCCAAUGCAAGCGGAAAGCGGACGCGGUGUUCCUUGGUACCAAUAUGGUGAUCAAUCAGACUCUUUCUCAAACAGAUCAAAUAAAUUCUUUCGUCGAUCAAACCAUCAAGGCAUAUUAUAAUUGGACGGGAAUAAAGAUACCUUCAACUUUCUUGUAUAUGAACCGAUCUGAUGACGUCAUUCAGAUCCAUGCCGAUCUGCCGUACUCUAUUCCUGUCGAUGAUUUCCUCGAUAAGUAUCCAGACUCGUUGAUUACAUCGCAUCAGUGUAAUGCAUUUCUUUACCCGUAUGGGUAUCUGGGUCGACUAAGCUACGCGCAACACAUCAGUCGUUACACCAAAUACUUCGUCAGGGGAAAAGUAGUCAGAGAAACGGCGCAAUCCUUUAUCAACACUGCCAUGAAUAACUUGACAUAUGUCUGCAUACAUUGGAGAUUCAACAAAGAGUGGAAAGAUACAUGGUGUAAGCAAGAUUAUGCACUGGAUCUCUGCAACGCGUUAGAUGCUUUAACACCGUCUCAAUUGGUAGCAAAAGUUUCUCACUUCAUGGCGAUAUCUGACAUUAAAGCUGCUUAUUUUGCAUCCGAACUCGGAAACCAGAAUGAUUUGAUCAAAGGUCUUCGUGUGGGAGUGCCAAACUUUCACACGACGAGCGACCUCAUCGACGAAUCUCCAAAACUAUCACGUGACAACAACUAUCUGACGUCAUUAGUAGAACAGGAGAUCUGUAAAGAAUCAACAUUCUUCCUAUCUAGUCAUCUGUCUUCGUGGUCCGAUAUGGUUAAACAGGAUCGAUAUGACAAAAGAUGGCAAGAGGUCAAUGAACUAUUCAAAUAGGUCUUAGCAUGCAUCCAACAGCAGCAACAGCAACAGAAAGGAAAAUAGUAUUCGCCAGUCAUUUCAUGAAGCUCCAAAUAGUGCCCUCUGUUAGAGAUUGUACGUAGAAGGGAACUGUUUGGAUCAGCAUGUUUUAACAAUUGUUCUAGGGUUAAAUUGAUCAGGGAAAUUGAUCUUCUUGUUCGUGAUUUGAGGGUAGAUGUCCGGGGGGUGAUUGUCGACUGGCAGAGACAGGUGUCCCCAUACGAUAAUAUAAUUAUCUGUGUUUAUAUUUUCAAACAGUGUCACGAGUAGCAUAUUCGUCAAAUUCUCGCUAUCGCCAAUAUCCCGAAAUGCCCAGAUAUGCGACUCUUGGAUGUAAUUUCGGGCCACUUCCGGUACUUGCAUUCUUCCGGUGUACGGUGCAUGCAUGCGCCGUAUAAAAUAUGCAUGCG